This is a messenger RNA of Rotaria sp. Silwood2, 516 nucleotides long. The record is from the annotation of a GenBank genome assembly. Lineage: Eukaryota; Metazoa; Rotifera; Eurotatoria; Philodinida; Philodinidae.
AUGAUUCAUGUACGUAUCGAUAAUCAUCAUUCAACUGCUGUUGAUAUUUAUGUUAAUAUUUCUCCAACAAAUAUCAUAACUUCAUCUUCUCCAAUUCCUUCAAGUGAUUAUCAUAAUAAUGAACAUAUAUAUGAUCGUUUAUUUGAUACAAAAAAUUUUACUCCACGACAAUCUAAAAUUAUUAAAAAUCGAAUAGAUUAUGUUCGUCCUGUAAAUAAAAAGAAUUAUACUCUUCAACAAAUACUUGAUAAUGUUGAAACAAUACAAAAACAAUAUGAAAAAGUUGUUAAUAAUCGAACAAAAUCAUCAUCAUCAUCAUCAUGUUUUUUUACAUUUAAACAGAUAACAAAAGUAUUAAAAAGUUUACGAACAAUAAAAACAAAAACAAAUGAUGAAAUAUAUGAAAAUAAUUAUUUAGAAAAUAAAUCUCCAUUUGUUUUUGGUGGUGAAACAUUACAAUGGAUUGCUUUACCUCAAGAUGAUAAUCAUAUUUAUGAAAAUGAAUUUAUACCAUAG